Molecule: messenger RNA, 1053 nt
Organism: Caenorhabditis remanei
Lineage: Eukaryota; Metazoa; Nematoda; Chromadorea; Rhabditida; Rhabditidae
Exons: 6
Coding region: 1-1053 (350 amino acids)
Source: RefSeq, a predicted model, not a curated record
AUGCGAUUUUUCACAGUUAUUCUUAUUUCUUGGAUAUUCUUCUUCCCUUCAAAUGCUUCUAACCUCGUAGAAGACAUCACAGACAAGGAGGAAGCAUCAAACGACGAUCAUCUGCAGACAUUCCCCACACCUCCACCCAUCGGAACAACCACCUCCACUGCAGACGCACUUUUCACGAGAAUGAAUGAGAUUUUGAGGAAAGAGGACAAAGAAAAAUCACAAAAUUUUCAAGUUUUCACUGAAAAAGACCUAGUGGCGAAUUCCAAUACAAAUCCAUAUUUCUCAACGACUCGGAAGCCGAAAAAUCGAUCAGAUUCAUCGCAAAAAGCACGGGAUCCAGACUCACAACAUAACCAAGUUAUAGCAGGGAUUCCAGACUUGAGUGAUCCAUGCUUCCGUCGAUACGAGAACUCGAUAAUCGUGAACGCUCAACCAUACGAAAGACGCUCAUCGACGGGAUUAAUUCACUGCAAAUCGCACUGUCUCAAUAGCCAAAUCGGUGUUUAUAGUUGUCGAUCGUUCGUUUAUGACAAUGUGAAUCGGGUGUGUGAUCUCUUCGCUCAUGUUGGAGACCAAGCGCCCGCCCGUCUUCUAAAAUUCCAAACCCGUGACUACUUCGAACCAACCGAUAUCGUUCAUUGCCUCUCUCUCAUCAACUCUGUGUCUCGAUCCACUAAUGAAGACUCGGAUUCUGAAGAGAUCUCCCCACCAAGUCCUCCACCGUCCGCUCCAAUUAUAGCACUGGCCACGAAUACUGAUAAGCGAGAUGAGGAUGAGACAGAGAGUGUGACAACUGAAAAGAUAGAGGAUAUAACAGUUUCAUCGACGUCUUCUGAAAUCUCUCCGGAUGACAAUUGUCCACGUGGAAAACAAUCGACAUUUUUGAGAACUGAGGGAUUCGAGUUGUUCAAGCACGACGAACAGGAGAUGGUUGUGGAUGAUGUGGCAGAGUGUGCGAAGGCGUGUAUUGAGAAUAAGGGUUCCAUGCCAAGGCUGGCGUGCAUUUGGCGCGAUUACUCGUGCUGGCGUGGAAGCUCCCGUCAAAGUUCUUAG